AUGCGACCGCACGAACUUCUUGCCUGUGUCGAGCUCGCGCUCUAUGUGGGUAUUUUGGGCCCUGUGACUUUUUGUACAUUUUACUAUCUCUUCAAGAGGCAGACUGCCUGGCUUUACCUCCAGGCAUUCGCAACUGCAAAAAUUGCCGGUCCUGCACUCCUAAUAUACCUGUAUCAAAAUUCAUCGACAUCCGCAGGCGUUCAGAUAGCUGCCCAGAUUCUAUAUCAGAUUGCUCUAGGUCCCCUUAUGUCCGCUACACUCUCGUUCAUCAACAUUUCUUCAACAACAAACGACAGAAAGACAGAGCCUGCAUACUCUCCGCUUGCCCCCUCAAAUGGCUUGAGUGUUUCAUCACUUAUACUUCGUCUUGUCCACCCUAUCAUUAUGGUUGGCCUAGUGAUGGGCAUUAUUGGUGGCAUUGACCGCAUGCCCGACAGCUCAACCGGGAAGAUCAAUCCCGACAAGUACGACCGUGGUGCAACACUCUCAAAGGUUUCAGGUGCAAUGUUUCUCAUAGCCUUUGCGGCCAUCAUGUUUGGUGUGAUCAGAUUAUGGAAGUACCGAAAGUCACUGGCGACCGUCUCAUAUUAUAUUGUGACUGGGAUGCCAGUCAUUCUACCCCUUCUGUUUCUACGGAUUCUGUAUUCCCUUUUGAAUGCAGCUAAUCUCGACAUCUCAGGCCACACGGGCCACACCACCAAGUUCAAUAUCAUGACGGGCAGCUGGGCGAUAUACUUUAUCAUGGGAUUUAUUCCACAGGCUACAAUCAUUAUAAUUUAUGCCAGUAGUGGAGUCUUGGCCUACAUGAAAGGCAGGAAUGGCAGGAGACUGUGA
Molecule: messenger RNA, 834 nt
Organism: Penicillium manginii
Lineage: Eukaryota; Fungi; Ascomycota; Eurotiomycetes; Eurotiales; Aspergillaceae
Exons: 2
Coding region: 1-834 (277 amino acids)
Source: RefSeq, a predicted model, not a curated record